CCAUUAUAAUUUCUAAUAGGUUACAUUAUAUAUAAAUACGUCGUUUUCAGACGUGGGGAUAAACAGCCGCAGUGAAUUUUGAAGGCAACGUUUUCGGCAAAGUUCAUCAGAAAAUCGCCAUGGAGAAGUACUUGGCGUGGCUGAUGCUAUUCGGCCUGGCUGUCCAGGUCAUUCCCAGCGGAGGAAGUCUUCCCGACGAUCCAGAUGGCGCUGUGUUGCAUGACACGCUGGACGACGGAUCCGAAGUUGUGACCGGAUUUUCAACCAAUCCAUUGACGUCACCGGAUGGCAAGCCUUACCCACGGGACGCGAAGUUGAUAAUCGAUGACCCCAUGCAACCAAGAGGCAGUGAUUCACAUCCGGACGACGGUGUUCCUGAGUUGUCCCUAGCCGUGCGCAAGAAACGAGGGCUGCCUAUAGGCCCCUAUUCAUGCCCCUAUUGGUUCUACUGGAUCCGGCCGUGGUGGGUGUACUGGGGAAGGACUUGGUGGCCUGUCUUGAACUCCCCCUGGUGGGGGUGGCACUGGCAUCACUGGUAUUAUUGCCUGCCAUACGAAUGCAAAGCCAGGAUUUAUGAUGCUGGGGUGUAUAGAUACAUGUGCUCGCGCUGUAAAACGGAAUGGGGCUGGAUACGCGUUCCCAUAUGGUAUUGGGGUUGGCCAUAUUGGAUUUGGAUCCGCGCACCUGUCGGGUGUUGCUGCGACAUACAGAAUCUGCGGUGGUGCUAAUGCACACGUGACGUGACGUCACAAAGUCUUAUCUGAUAAGACGAUAAUGUGGUCAACAGAGUUACAAUAUCCCGAUUAUAUAUAUAUAUAUAUAUAUAUAUAUAUAUAUAUAUAUAUAUAUAUAUAUAUAUAUAGAAAGACAUUUCUAAGACUUGAUAAACUUUGAUAGAAUUCUAAGUAUAGACAGUCAUUAAGGAGGAAGAAAGGUCAGAAUUUCAUUAAAAAAUUAUUCUUGAGCGGUCUGCAGUCUAUGCUGGUUAUAUAGGGUCUUAAAGACUAUUAGAAAUUUUAGCACAGACUAAACUAUCGGUCGAAAAGGCCAGUCUAAAUUUUAUGCUUAGUUCCCUUUUAUUCUUCUGUAAAAUGUCAAGGAAUAAAUUUUGUCGGUGGA
Molecule: messenger RNA, 1119 nt
Organism: Lingula anatina
Lineage: Eukaryota; Metazoa; Brachiopoda; Lingulata; Lingulida; Lingulidae
Source: RefSeq, a predicted model, not a curated record